Penicillium oxalicum is the source of this 1644-nucleotide messenger RNA. RefSeq names its product putative extracellular lipase. The record is from RefSeq and is a predicted model, not a curated record. The transcript has 2 exons. The coding region runs from base 1 to 1644 and encodes 547 amino acids. NCBI's taxonomy places the organism in Eukaryota, Fungi, Ascomycota, Eurotiomycetes, Eurotiales, Aspergillaceae.
AUGGCCUCGACGAACGAUCGUCCUCGCGUGUCCCUCUCCCAAGGGAUCUUGGUGGGCACUCACUUGAAUGCUGAAUAUCCAGCAAGCCUCGACGCAUUUCUGGGAAUCCCGUAUGCUCUUCCGCCAACGGGCGAUAGACGAUUCAAACAGCCGCAGAAAUUGCCGGCGUCGACGGAAAUCAUCGACGCCUCUUGGUAUGGACCCAUGGCCCCGGGCAAGGCCUUGCUCUUGCCGCCUGGUGGACCGAAGAUCCCGCAAAGCGAAGACUGUCUUACGGCGAAUAUCUUUCGGCCUGCUGGAACAGAAGCCACAGACAGAUUACCGGUCGCUGUCUAUAUUCACGGGGGUGCGUUUAAUCAUGGAUCUGCGACGAUGCACGACACGGCGGCAAUGGUUGCAUGGUCCGAGUCGCCCUUUAUCGGGGUCAGCUUUGGCUAUCGACUGGGCGCAUUAGGGUUUCUGCCUUCUUCUCUAACGAAGAGAGAAGGGAUUCUGAACUUGGGUCUUCGCGAUCAAAUUCACUUGCUGGAGUGGGUGCAAGAGAAUAUUAGUGAAUUUGGAGGAGAUCCUGGCAAUGUGACAUUAUUCGGGUUGUCUGCUGGCGCACACUCGAUAGGACACCACUUAUUGAACUAUAAAGAGGGUAACCCCGCUCUUUUUCACCGGGUCAUUAUGGAAUCGGGCGCUCCAACCUCUCGAGCCAUUCAUCACUACAAUGCAAAGAUCCAUGAGAAGCAAUUCGCCGACUUCCUUCGUGAAGUUGGAUGUCCUCCUCACUUGAACGAAGAGGAGAUCUUCCCUUUUCUUCGAUCAUUGCCCAGCACGACCCUGACAAAAGCACAAGAAAAGAUCUUCGAAGAUUAUAGUGCUUCUCUGCACUGGGCAUUUCAACCAGUCAUAGACGAAGACAUCAUCUCUCGAAAACCCCUAGAGGCAUGGAUCUCUGGACAAUGGAACAAAGUUCCCAUCUUGACCGGGUUCGCCACGAACGAAGGAACAAUGUACGUGGACAAAAAGAUGUCAGAAACCUCCCAAUUCCGAACCUUCUGGUCCAAUCUCCUGCCUGGACUUUCACCGUCGGACCUGAGCGCCAUUGAACAACUCUACCCCGAUCCGAACACAGAUCAUACCUCGCCUUACACUGAAACCCGAAAGAACCACGGCCUAGGGUCCCAAUUUAAACGCAUCGAGGCUGCAUAUGCCCAAUACGCUUACAUUGCCCCCGUUCGCCAGACUGCCAAUUUCGCAGCCACCCAAGGCGUGCCCGUCUAUCUGUACCACUGGGCUUUCCCCCGCACGGUGAUCGGUCGAGCAAACCAUGGAGAUAACAUGUUCUACGAAACGUUCAGCAAGCGAAUUACCGAGAUUUCACAAUCACAAAAGGAGUUGUCGGGGACUCUUCAUGCUUACUUGACCAGUUUUAUCGCUCAUGGAGACCCAAAUGUUAUACGGGGUCGAUUCUCUCAAAGGCCGAAAUGGAGCAGGUUCGUUCCCGACGAGCCUUGUGCGAUGGUUUUUGGGCAAGGCAAUGAGGAAUUGAUUGGAGGUGACAUUGCUCCUUCGGCGAGGUUUGGCCCCGAUGAAUGGGCGAGGGAGGAGACUGGGUUCUGGUGGAGCAGAGCCUCCAUUUCUCAGCUUGUAUGA